Molecule: messenger RNA, 1835 nt
Organism: Oncorhynchus keta (chum salmon)
Lineage: Eukaryota; Metazoa; Chordata; Actinopteri; Salmoniformes; Salmonidae
Gene: uchl3
Product: ubiquitin carboxyl-terminal esterase L3 (ubiquitin thiolesterase)
Exons: 8
Coding region: 5-652 (215 amino acids)
Biological process (GO): protein deubiquitination; ubiquitin-dependent protein catabolic process
Cellular component (GO): cytoplasm
Molecular function (GO): cysteine-type deubiquitinase activity
Source: RefSeq, a predicted model, not a curated record
GGUGAUGAACCAAUUCCUGCGACAGUUGGGUUUGCUGCCGACCUGGCAGUUUGGCGACGUGUAUGGGAUGGACCCAGAGCUUCUGAGCAUGGUGCCCAGGCCUGUGUGUGCUGUCCUGUUGCUCUUCCCUGUCACAGAGAAGUAUGAGUCUUUCAGGCUAGAGGAGGAGGCCAAGAUCAAGGCCCAGGGCCAGGAUGUCUCCCCAGAUGUCUACUUCAUGAAGCAGACAAUCGGCAACGCCUGUGGAACAAUAGGCUUAAUUCACGCUGUAGCCAACAACCAGGAACAUCUGGAAUUUGAGACUGACUCUCCACUGAAGAUGUUCCUGGUUCAGUCCACUAAACUGAGCCCAGAGAACAAGGCCACCUUCCUGGAGAAAGAUGAGAGCAUCCGUGUUACACAUGAAUCUAGUGCACAGGAAGGACAGACCGAGGCACCAAGCUUGGAUGAAAAAGUGGACUUGCAUUUCAUUGCCUUUGUGAAUGUUGGGGGACAUUUAUAUGAACUGGAUGGCCGCAAGCCUUUCCCUAUUGCCCAUGGGAAAACAUCAGAAGUCCGCUUUCUUGAGGAUGCAACAGAGGUGUGUAAGACAUUCAUGGCUCGGGACCCCCAGGAGCUUCGCUUCACAGUGGUGGCCCUGUCCAAGGCAUGAACACGGCACUCGCCGAACAAGAGAAGAAAAUACGACUGCCAAUCAUUCUCAAGUGCUGAAUUUUGUUAGCUCAUUAGCAUUUUUACUGAAUAGGUUAGCAUGUGGUAUGAUGACAAAAGGUUAACUGUAAAAAUAUAUAUAAUUAAAGUAAGCUAAGCUUGCGAGGAAUCAGUAGCCUGGUUCUAAAAACGAUUCGAUUGUCAGAUUAAAAGUUGUCAUGCAACUGAAAGUUAUUGAAGUGUGUGCCAUCACUACUUCCCCAUUGCCCCUUAGUACUUUGAAUGAUUUAGGCUGAAGUUGCUCCGAGACACUGUCCUUGGGUCAGUUUUGCAACCCAACUUAUGGGUAAGGUGAUCCUAAAUCUGUACAUAGGGAAACCUUCACCCACCCCAGAUCACUUACAAUGCUGCAGUAUUACUGUAGUGGUAAUUGAGCUUUCAGUUGGACUAUUCUGACCCUGCACUAAAGUAUACAGGCCAUUAGGCACUGGACAAUUGCUCUGAUUUCCAAUCUUGUGUAACCUUUCAAAGAUGAUACUGACAGCUGUGGUAAGGUGUAUGCAAAAAUUCCAUUCUAACAGGAUUUUUUUUGUUUUUUCCUCUGCAGAUAUUAGAAAUGCAGAAAAGUGCCCGUUUCAUUGGCUUGCAAUGUAUUGAACAAUGUAUUUAAAGACCCAAUGCAGAUAUAUUUUUCUCUAUUAAACCAUUUCUCUUAACAAUUAAGUACCAUACUUAAUUUUCAAUUAAAAUUCUAAAAAAUAAACCUGAAAUUGCUUCUUAGCAAGAGCAAUUUCUCAAGCAGGAAUAUUGCUAGGACUGAGUGGGGAAGGGAAAACUGAAAACACGCUGUUAUUGGCAGAGGUUUGGAACUCUUUUUCUUAUUGGUGAUGUCACCAGGCAGAACAAAACUCCGUCCCACCAAAACCGGCUCAAAUUUCAGGUGGUCUUUUCAAAAAGCUCUUACACUAACAGGGCAUUCUCAUUUUCACAGUACACUUCCAACCUCAUUGUGUGGAAAUGUAUAUAAAACCGGAAAAUCAGUUUUGACUGCAAUGGGCCUUUACGUAUGUUUUGAUGGUUGAUUGACAUGGGGAGUGGUAAAAAGACGUGAUAUAGCUACUACCACUGACAUGGUGCCUACCUUUUGUAAAAACUGGCAAAUUAAAAUACCAAAAUGGUUGAAA